AUGAAAGUAUUUUCAAUUAUUUCAGCGCUGCUGAUGUUUGCGACAGUUGCAGUCUCUGGAUACAAUGGUGUAUUGAUUGUGGAGAAUGGACAAAGAUUGAAUCUUACAUUAUUCGAUGUAAAGACUGGUGCAUUUGAUGCGUUACUCUUACUACCUUCAACAGGUGGGGCUAUACAACCCCUAACAUACACCAACUCUAUCUUUACCUAUAUUUCUUAUCCUAAUCAACCAUCACUUGUUUAUUUAAAUACUCAAUCUGGUACUAUUGUAAAAUCAAUUAAUUUACCUGUUGGCUAUGAAUAUGGAACAUCUACAUUGUCAAGUGACGGUACUCAAUUCUAUGUACUCCUUUCCGGUUCAAUUAAUUUCUAUUUAUAUAGAUUUAAUUUAAAUGAUGGUUCAUUGGACAAGUCAUUUGAAAUUAAGUCACCAACCUUUUUAAGUAAUAUUCAAGGUGUUCAAUUAUACUCUAUUUAUGAUUUUAAUAAUAACCGUGCUGUUGUUUGGUUUAAUGCUCCUGGCAUGAAUGAUGAUGAAUCAAAGAUAGUUGAUGAUAUUGAUCUAUCAUCAUUUGGAUUGAUUACAUGUAAAAUAUCACAAGGAUGUAAUUACCUAUUUACAUUGGAUUUGGAGAAACAACAAGUUAUUGGGAGUACCAAUGUUGGAUCGACAUUUGGAUACGAUCAAUCAUUUGGAUUCGCAUCACUCGAUGGAAAUAUUGUUAGUGGUGUGAGUGCUCAAUCUGGGUACCACCCACUAUCAGCUAUAGAGUUGGAUAUUACCAGUGGCACAAUCACAUAUAUUCAACCAGACUUUGGUCUCAACACAUAUUAUAGUGACCUAGUAACAGGGUUCCUCCCUAAAGACAAUCUAGCAUUUGUACUUGCCAACAAUGCAUGGUACACUGAUGAACCAAGCUAUUUCCUAGUCUAUGAUUUCGCUAAUUCCAAUAGUGUUCUAUCAAAUACUACUUAUCCUUCUCAAACUGAUACUAUCAUUGUUUUCCCUUUCUAA
Molecule: messenger RNA, 1014 nt
Organism: Cavenderia fasciculata
Lineage: Eukaryota; Evosea; Eumycetozoa; Acytosteliales; Cavenderiaceae
Exons: 3
Coding region: 1-1014 (337 amino acids)
Source: RefSeq, a predicted model, not a curated record